AUGACUUAUCACGAAAACGUGUACGGAACAGGAAGUGGGUACAGUUGCAUUGAGUUCGCUUCGUUACUAACGCGUAAUAAGAAUGGCGAGCUUGGAUUAGCUAUUUCUAGUGUAAGAAAUUUGGACGGAUCAACAGGAGUUAUUGUCUCAGAAAUUUUGGAUGAGGCGACGUCAACUAAUCAACUGAAUACCAAACCUCAAGUUCAUAACGGAGGAAGAUUCGGUGAGCCGCACAGACUACAGAAGCAGCAAAGUAGUGUGGAGCUCUAUCGAACGGACUUUGAACCCAGACAACUACCUGUCGCCCACUCCCAGUCAUGUUCUAAUCUGCAGCCACCUGAAAAUCGGAAACCUGCUAGCUUAACUACUGUUCAUCUAGAUAAACGGGAGAAUGAUGAAAGUUUGGGUGUCGAGCUGGUCAGUCGGAUUUUUGUGAAUUCAGUUGAUGAAGGUGGACUUGGUGACAAAUGCGGUCUGCGGAAUGGCGAUCGGCUCAUCUCACUGAACGGUGUCAACACAGCCCACUUAAGCCUGGUAGACACAGCCAAAAUUUUGAGACGUCAAGAAACUUUGCUUGAAGUAGCCCGUGGAAGACAGGCAGAGCGCUUGAAUAGAAGCGGACUGGCGGAUUCUAACGUCAGCAUGACCACAUAUUCCAAGGACCAACCUGGUAUUCUAACAAAUCGAAAGUAUAUCGGCAGUCCUCGAAAGAAGCAGCAGUUUUCAGAACAUAGAAAUCUUGCAGAACGCCCAAAGGAAGGUAUCAAAUUUUCAUCUUUGCAUGAUUUGCAAUCUAGAAACAAGAAGGUGUGCCAAAAAUGUUCGGAGACGCGGUCUCUUCAAGGUGUUUUACAACCACAUUGGCUAUCCCACUCCGACUCCGAGUGUCAACUUAUGUAUCGUCGUGAAUCGACGAAACAUCAGGACGCUUAUCACAGACACAAACAUAAAUAUUGCAAAGAUCCAUGCCGAACCUGUACAAAAGAUCGGUCUUGGACUGCAUCUCCCAAAACAGUGGUCGAGUCGAGCGAUGGCCUCACUUCAUUUGAAACAAUGACUGCGGACGAACAAAGACCGGUCGUACGUCAAUUCCAGGAAAAAGCGAUCAAACUAAAGUCCCAGUCAGACGUGCGUCAAGUUUUAUUCCAUAUGGAUCCGAGGACUGGAACUGGACUAGCUCUUGUUGGUGGAAACAGAACCGGUGUGUUUGUUGCUACCGUACAACCAGAUUCAGCUGCUGACCAAUCAGGAAUAGGUGAGGGGGAUCAGAUCAGAGCAAUCAAUGAACUGGAACUUGAUGGCUGGACCAAAGAGGAAGUCGCUCUGGCACUGAUAGCAGACGAUGCUCCCAUUGUGCUGAGCCUAAAGCACGAUCCUGCGGCAUUCAGUCAAGUUCUGCAGUCAAACCAAUCCACGGAUUUCUUUUCCGUCCGUACCUAUUUCAACCUCAAACCGGAUGGUUACACACAGAACACCAAAGGGCUAACUGAACUGGCUAUAACUGAGGGUGAUAUAUUUCAAGUUCUGGACACGUUUCCGGGAGGAGUAUUUGGAAACUGGCAGGCAUAUAAAAUAUAUCCUUCUGUUAGCGUUACCGGACUAAUACCAAACAUGCAAAGAGCCAAGGGCCUAUUGGUAAGCUCUGGUGUUUUACAGGUGUUGGGACAAAGAACAUUUAUUCGAAAAAUUAUAUUGCGUAGCUUAUUCUUCGAAGCAAUCAAGGAGGUACAGACUGCCACAUCAUCUGUACGAGAGCCAACUCCAUAUGAAAAGGUAAUCCUAAUUGAUGGCUAUCCGCUUCCGCGACCUGUGGUUAUAUAUGGGCCCUUGUCUUUUCUGGCAAGAAAACGACUUCAAGGCCUCACUGAUUCUAUGGAACCAGAGGAGAAAGAAACUUCCAUUAGGUUUGAAGUACCACCAGUCAACGCACACAUAGGUCAAACAGGACCGGAAGGGUUUCCAACUGGACUAAUCCGUCUGAGUGCCGUCAAAAUGAUAAUGGAGAAUGGAGCACACUGCUUGCUGGACAUUAACAUGAGUGCCAUUCAGCGGCUGACAUUUCUUGGGAUCCCACCAAUUGUGAUCUUAAUAACUCCUUCUUCCAAAAAGCAACUGACUAUGGUAUUGCAGCACUACUGGGAAAUGGACAAGUGUUCAGCAGCUCUCCAAUAUCCAGAUUUGUUGGUAAAAAAGAGAAGUGAUGUACUGUUACUCUCAGAACGACUCUGGGCUGAAGUUCUGGCAUUGAAGAAAUACAGAGCCCACCUCAUCAGUGACAGUGUUCCGGUAAACACAGAAAACGUGCGUGGUCUAUACUUUUCGGAGGUGGACUGGAUCCGCAAUCUGGUUUCCGUCGUACAGCAUCAGCAAAAUGGACCGGUCUGGAUCGGUGAGGACGCACAGUUGACGGGAGAGAUUCUACAGCUAUGUGCGAAUGCUUUUAGCGAGGACGCAGAGGUGGUCCAAGCAGAGGAAGUACAAAAUUCCAAAGUCACACGUCAGAAUGGGACAAAUGUUGAUAGACAAGUUUCUGCACGGGCACUAAAAGAAGACUUCCAAUCUCCUAAACGACGUACAUUGAUAAAUAGACUUCAAGCUGCAUCAUAUAAAGCUACCGCGAAAGCCACGCAAACAGGAAAGUCCAGUACCCAUAAAAACUCGCAUCCACGCGUUUAUGAGGAGUUUUCACCGGUUGAAGUUUCAUCAGGUCAUGAGUCAAACUCUCCGAGAACAACAACUCCAAGUGAUGUGGAAAACUACAAUGGUGUAGUGGAACAGAUUUCAAAUGAAACUCAUCGCUGGUUCAACAGUUUCAACAGCGCAUCUUUUGACAGCGAUCUAACUACGGAAUGGGGAGCUAGCCAGUCUCUUCUAGCAGAAAACAUGCGAAGUUCGGUUCCUUUUUUGGUGCCGACUUUGAUGGAAAGAUUAGGUUCUUCAGUCGGAACUUUUAACAAGGAAUUCGAGAGAUUGAGCAUAGCCACAACCUCCCCCACUCCCUACAUGAAUACAGAAGAGUUACGUUCCAAACCAAAAUCGCUAAUAUAUACAGCCUCUCAAAAUGAGGAUUUUGUAAGCUUGACACCAAGGGAAAAAGUGGAUCCGAGUGCAGCUGGCAUCGACGGCAUUUCGUAUACAAAUCAAGUCCUAGAAGGCACACAGGAUUCCCCUGGUCGAGCGAGCAGUGGUAUGGAUAGUCGUUCGAUUAUUUCCUCAUUACCAUUGAAUACAACAGAAAAUAUUCUUGCAGAAUGCGCGGGAGAAUUCGGAUACAGAGGUGGUGCGCUGGAGUUACCGGAAUAUCAAGUACGACUGCAUAUACCCAAAGGAGCUUUACCGGUCCAUUGCGAAAGGCAGCGGAUAUUCCUUAGGAUCUACAACAGCCAUCCAGAUUGCACCCUUGGAUCAGCCAGAGCAACUGAAGAGAGAUCACCACGUCUUAUCAGUCCUGUGGUGAUGUGUGGUCCACAUGGGUUGCAUUUUCGAACGCCAGUGGAACUCACUGUACCAAGGUAUCACUUCGAUGAUGAUAAUAAUGAAGAAAGCAAUGAGAACUGGAAAAUUACACUACUUCACACAUCAGCGCAUUCUACUUCCGCGGAUGAGGAGUCUGUGCGGCAAGAACUGAAACUGCGGCAGAGUUCCGCAAACUGGCGUGAAAUACCUGUGGUAGGCGAACUGAAAACGUCUGAAGUCAGGCCAACGGAAAAGAUAAAUGGGGAUUCAGACGUACUUGGCAUUACCUCGUUGGUUCAAGACUCCAAAAUAGCCAUACUUAUUGAUCAUUUUUAA
Molecule: messenger RNA, 3792 nt
Organism: Opisthorchis viverrini
Lineage: Eukaryota; Metazoa; Platyhelminthes; Trematoda; Opisthorchiida; Opisthorchiidae
Exons: 13
Coding region: 1-3792 (1263 amino acids)
Biological process (GO): cell-cell junction organization; protein localization to cell-cell junction; cell-cell adhesion
Cellular component (GO): plasma membrane; bicellular tight junction
Molecular function (GO): cell adhesion molecule binding
Source: RefSeq, a predicted model, not a curated record